Molecule: messenger RNA, 2760 nt
Organism: Spea bombifrons (plains spadefoot toad)
Lineage: Eukaryota; Metazoa; Chordata; Amphibia; Anura; Pelobatidae
Gene: LRRC8B
Product: leucine rich repeat containing 8 VRAC subunit B
Exons: 2
Coding region: 14-2398 (794 amino acids)
Molecular function (GO): protein binding
Source: RefSeq, a predicted model, not a curated record
AUUGAUUGCAACCAUGAUAACCGUUACCGAGCUGAGAUUUUUGGCAGAUGCUCAGACGUCUUAUCACAUUUUGAAGCCAUGGUGGGAUGUGUUUUGGUAUUAUAUCACAAUGGUGAUGCUGAUGAUUGCAGUCCUAGCGGGUGCGCUGCAGCUUACACAAAGCCGAAUGUUAUGUCUUCCUUGUAAAGCGGAAGUAGACAAUCGUUGUGCACAUCCUCUGGAACAAGUGAUAACAAAGAUUCAUUUAUCAGCUGGUUCUCUGGCAAACAUAACUCCAUCAACCGGAAUCCAGAAUGACCUUCACCGGCAACAGUAUGCCUAUAUUGAUGCUGUUUGUUACGAGAAACAACUCCACUGGUUUGCAAAGUUUUUUCCCUACCUGGUGUUUUUGCACACUAUAAUAUUUGCAGUUUGUAGCAAUUUCUGGCUUCAUUAUCCAAGCACAAGUUCUAGACUAGAACACUUUGUAGCAAUCCUCUAUAAAUGUUUUGAUUCACCAUGGACAACAAGAGCAUUAUCAGAGACUGUUGCUGAGCAAACAGUGAAAACCCAGACGCGUAAAAGAUCGCGUCGUCUGACAUCAUUUUCAUCCAGCGCAGAAGAUACUGAAAACACAAAACAGUCCCUACAACCUGGAGUAGAGUCAACCGCAGUGGAAGAUGAUGCUUCAAGUGUUCUGGACAAAAAAGAAGGUGAACAAGCCAAAGCCUUGUUUGAGAAAGUGCGUAGAUUCAGACUUCACGUGGAACAAAAAGACAUUAUAUAUAGAAUGUAUAUGAAGCAAAUAGUAGCUAAAGUAAUUGCGCUGCUUGUGAUUAUUACAUAUGUGUCUUAUUUUUUGAUGCAUAUUACAUUUGAAAUCGACUGCAUAGUUGAUAUCGAAGCAUUUACAGGGUACAAGAGAUACCAGUGUGUUUACUCUCUUGCUGCGAUUUUCAAACUUUUGGCUACAUUUUAUGUUCUUCUUGUGUUUUUGUAUGGCUUUGCUUGCUUUUAUAGUUUGUGGUGGAUGCUGAAAAGUUCUCUCAAGCAAUAUUCCUUUGAGGCAGUCAGAGAAAAAAGCAAUUACAGUGACAUCCCUGAUGUCCAAAAUGACUUUGCCUUUAUCCUUCACUUAGCAGACCAGUAUGAUCCACUGUAUGCCAAACGGUUCUCGAUAUUUCUGUCAGAGGUGAGUGAAAACAAGCUCAAACAGAUUAAUCUCAACAACGAAUGGACAGUCGACAUGCUUAGAAAUAAGCUAACGCGGAAUUCCAGGGACAAAAUAGAGCUUCAUCUUUUUAUGCUGAGUGGUUUACCAGACAAUGUCUUUGAACUGAAUGAAAUAGAGGUUCUGCGCUUAGAACUUAUACCAGAUGCCAAGCUUACUCCAAUGAUAACCCAGCUAGUCAAUCUUAAGGAACUUCAUGUUUACCAUUCCACACUCACAGUGGAUCUUCAGGCCCUGAGUUUUCUAGCUGAGAAUCUGGAAACACUAUACCUGAAAUUUACUGCAAUGGAAAAGAUCCCUUCUUGGAUUUUCCUUUUGAAAAACUUGAAUGAAAUAUAUAUAGCCGGAUCUCUUGACCCACAUGGCAGCCACACUGAAGGUCUUCAGGAUCUAAAAAAUCUGAAAGCUCUUUAUUUGAAAAGCAGUCUAGCUCGUAUUCCUCAAGUUGUUACAGAGAUGUUGCCCUCUCUGGAGAAGCUAUCCAUCAAUAAUGAAGGACAUAAGUUAAUGAUUUUAAUCAGCUUAAAAAAAAUGAAAAAUUUGACAUGUUUGGAGUUGAUCAACUGUGACUUGGAACGGAUUCCACAUUCCAUUUUCAGUUUAACUGAACUGCGGGAAAUUGACUUAAAAGGAAAUAAUUUUCAAACAAUCGAGGAAAUCAUUAGCUUUCAGCAUCUCCAAAAACUGACUACCUUAAAGCUCUGGCAGAAUUCCAUCGCUUACAUCCCAAUUCAGAUUGGAGCUCUAGCAAACCUAGAACAACUCUAUUUAAACCACAAUAACAUAGAAAUGGUGCCACUUGAGCUUUUUCUUUGUAACAAGCUGCGGGUUUUGGACCUCAGCUUCAACAAUCUAACGUACAUCCCUGAAGAAAUACAGCUUCUUAAGAAUCUUCAGUAUUUUGCCGUCACAAAAAACAGUCUUGAAGUGUUGCCGGAUGGGCUGUUUAAGUGCAGCAAGCUUCAGAACUUACUACUGGGAAAAAACAGCCUGACAAGCCUCUCUCCUCUAGUUGGUGAUCUGACAAACCUCAUUAACAUAGAGCUGAUUGGGAACCAGUUGGAAUUCCUCCCUCCAGAGCUUGAAUCUUGCCAGUCACUAAAACCGAGCUGCAUCAUUGUGGAAAAUAAUUUGUUACACACUCUGCCUUUGUAUGCCAAGGAGAAUGAAGAGCCAUCUCCAUUUUGAGAAGGGCAGGAGGAUAGUUCUGAUGGAUACUUAAAAUAAUUGCUCAUGUAUAUAUUGUGUGUGUGUGUGUGUGUGUGUGUGUGUAGAUGUGUGUAUGUGUUUGUGUUCAUCUGUUAUGUGUAUAUUACAGGCAUUUUAUAUAGUGUCAUGUUUAUAAAAUGUUUGCAUUGUAAAUCUUGUAUUUGUAGAUACAUAAUUUUGUGUACAUUUUUAAAUACAAAAACUCUAUUAUAGAGUGGGCAUAGUGUAUAAAUAAGCCAUAGAAUACCAGAUGCAUCUCAUUUACAUGUUUCAACGCAACAAUUUCAUGUGAAAAUAGUGUUCUUAUUUAAUAUAGAAUUCAGAUAUGUUGUUUUUGAAAA